AGCAUACAUACCCAAUCAACAACACUUGUGUUACUGGUAGUGUGUGACACCCGUCAGGUCGUCCGUUUUGACCCAAAAGACUAGCUGACCCUAGCCUAUUUUCGUAUGCCCACCUCGCCCCUAUCUCCGGCACAUUAGCCGGUUUGCGUGCCUGAAAACAUACGCCUUCCACGUGGUGUGGGUUCCUUGUUUUUCGUCCUCUUCCUGACCUACUAAGACAAACCGGUGGCUUGUGUCUUGAGCUGGAGCAAGUCUUGCCUGGACGGUUCGUGUGUGGCACAUAAUCGAUGCUAACGAUACCACGGUGUGUGUGUGUGUGUAGGGUGAAGGAACCCUACUACCCCAGGCUCAGAGGUCCAAGCGUCAAGGUUACAAAGUCCGCGUAGCAUAUUCGCGCUUCCAUCACCACCUACACCUACAGGACAGGAUUACAAACUCCACAUACUUUACGACCACGAGCUUUUGCCGCUGGUCACUCGCUAUCGACGGGCAUAAUAAAAUCAAACACAAAAAAGUACCCACACACACACACUCACACACAAACUGACCUCCAUUAGCAGUGCGGACCGUCACUCACAAUUACGAUCGGGGGCCGACCGGACCGGUCGGAAAGACUGACGGGACACCCGAGCGCUGGUUCGGAUUCGAUAAGUAGUUGAGUUUCGCACGCAGUCCGAGUACAAACGCGCGGACCACCGUUGGUGGGUUUUUGCUGCAUUCGGGGCACAGUGUUUUGUGGAAGUGAAAGUGAACACACACGGCGUGUACGUGACCAUUGUGCGUAAAAAAUAUUGGUUUAACAACCAGAAUCCGGUCUCAAAAUAGCGGACAACGGUGAAACAUCUUCAACCCGUACGAUCAACCGGCAGGAGCAAAGGUGGCGCACCAUGAAGCAUACGAAACGCUACCUGGUCGGUAUAUCGGCCCUGCUCGUACUGGUCGUUGGCGGUGGUGUAGCACUCGGCAGGGCACUGAACAAAGAUGACGACCUGAUGGAGGAUACGACACCGAAGUCGAUGGAUGUGAUACUGACCGAGAUACGGAGUCUGAUGCAGGACUACUCGAUCGAGGCAUAUAUCAUACCAUCGGUCGAUGCACACAAUAGUGAGUACAUCUCGCUGCAUGACCGCCGGUAUCAGUACGUGACCAACUUUACCGGCUCGGCCGGUACCGCUAUUAUAACGCUUAGCAAGGCCGCCUUCUGGACCGAUUCACGCUACCAUCUUCAGGCGGAGAACGAAAUCGACCCGACGUACUGGACGCUGAUGAAGGAAGGCCUAACCGGUGUACCGACACGUGACGAGUGGCUGCUGAGCAAUCUGUCGCCCGGUGCCCAGGUUGGGACCGAUCCGUUCCUGAUCGCAUCGACCGAAUACGAACGGUUGGGUGCGGUACUUGCCCAGCACGGCUAUCGGUUGAUCACGCUCGAGCGCAAUCUGGUCGAUAUUGUGUGGAACAACCGACCACCACAAACGUCAGAAGAUUUGCGCCCGCUUGCCCUCACCUACACCGGACAGCGUGCAUCCGAGAAGGUGCAGGCACUGCGCGUCAUCCUGCAGGAGAACAGUGCGAACGCGAUCGUUGUCAGUGCGCUGGAUGAGAUCGCAUGGUUGUUAAAUCUGCGUGGAUCGGACAUACGUUACAAUCCCGUAUUUUUUGCGUACGCGAUCGUAUCUCACGGCAAUCUGCAUCUGUUCACCAAUCCGGAUCGCAUAAAUGACACGAUACGGGCCCACUUUCAGGCGGAAGGCAUCGUGGUGGAUGUGCGAGAUUAUCGUGACAUUUUGGCAGGGAUCGAAGAGUAUGUGCGGGGCGGUAACAGGCUGAUAGUGUCCACUGCCUGCAGCCAGGCACUGUAUGCGGCCAUCCCGAGCGAUCAGCGCAUACAGCUGUACAGUGUGCUGGCGAAGCUGAAGGCGGUAAAGAAUGAAGUUGAAGCGAUCGGUAUGCGGCGGGCACACGUACGGGAUGGUGCGGCGGUAGUACGCUAUCUCAAUUGGCUGGAACAAACGGUGGACGGUGGUAACGUGACGGAGCUUUCCGGUGCGGCGAAACUGCGCGAGUUUCGCAGCGAGCAGGACAUGUUUGUCGAUCUUAGCUUUACCGCGAUCAGUGCGUUCGGACCGAACGGUGCAAUAGUGCAUUACAGCCCGAACGAGGAGACGGAUCUGCCGAUCACGCGGGACGGUAUCUAUCUGAUCGAUUCCGGCGGUCAGUAUCUUGACGGCACGACGGACGUAACGCGUUCGGUACAUCUUGGCGAACCGAGCGACUUCCAGCGCGAAUGUUUCACCCGCGUGCUGAAGGGUUUCCUCAGCCUCGGGUCGGCCGUCUUCCCGGUGCGUGCAUCCGGUACCGUGUUCGAUGUGCUCGCCCGCAAAGCACUGUGGGAUGUCGGGCUUGACUAUGGUCACGGUACCGGCCACGGUAUUGGUUCGUUUCUUGGCGUGCACGAGUAUCCACCGUCGUUCGUCUCGAACAGUGCGUCACCGAGCAAUCAGGGCGUGGUGGAAAACAUGUUCUCGUCCAACGAGCCUGGGUACUACCAGCCCGGCCAGUUCGGUGUACGCAUCGAGGACAUUGUGCAGGUGGUGAAAGCAACCGUACCGUACGAUUUUAACGGUCGCGGUGCGCUUACCUUCUACACGAACACGCUCGUACCGAUCCAACAGCGGCUGAUCGAUCUGACGCUACUGUCUGCGACCGAAAUCGCACAGCUCAAUGCGUAUCAUCAGCGGGUAAUGGACGAGGUCGGACCGCUGCUGUUACAGCAGGACGACCCAGAUGCCUUCCAGUGGCUUACCGAAGCCACCAAAGAAAUAGUCGCCAGCUAAGGGCGAAUUCCUUUUAGCAACCGUGCUGGGACGCCUUGUGUUCGUAUCUAACAGUUUCGUGCGUCAAUAAUAGAGAUGGAUAAUUUGAGUAAAGCUCAGUUAACUCUGAGUGAGUGACUCACAUAAAUGAAUCUAUGACUGACUCUUUGAAUACUUAUUCUUAAGUACGAAAUUGUUGACCGGGCGCGGGUGGGGAGACCAUCCUAUCUAAAUUCGUCAUCACCAUAAUAAGAUUGCACAUCACCUGAAAGAAACGUUGGAUAUAAAUAUUGAAUAAUGAAUUAAAUUACUCUUUCAAGAGUGAUAUGAAUCGUUUAUGAGUGAGUCAAAGGUUGCAGCAAAGAGUCAUUUUGAGAAUCAAAUAACACUUUUGAGAUUCAAAUGACUGUAUCAUAAGUGAAAUUUCGCAUUUUUUAAAUAAUAUUCAUUAUUGAAAUUUCUUUGAGUGAGUUAUAUUGCAAAGAAAUUAUAAAAACUCUUUGUAGAAAUUUGAAUUAACUCACUCAUAAGAAAGAUUUACUUCACCCAUUCAUUCACACAUCACUAGUCAAUAUGAAUAAAAAAAACAACAUCCUCUUACUACUUCUUGUAUAAGACUGCGUUUGUUUCAAGUCUCGGCCAAUUGGACUUAAGUUGUAUUC
This is a messenger RNA of Anopheles funestus (African malaria mosquito), 3475 nucleotides long. RefSeq names its product xaa-Pro aminopeptidase ApepP-like. Lineage: Eukaryota; Metazoa; Arthropoda; Insecta; Diptera; Culicidae. The transcript is spliced from 4 exons. Bases 888 to 2834 code for a protein of 648 amino acids. The record is from RefSeq and is a predicted model, not a curated record. Gene Ontology annotation, molecular function: metalloaminopeptidase activity.